Messenger RNA from Homo sapiens (human), 6841 nucleotides. It is a transcript of the gene FAM120A, whose product is annotated as family with sequence similarity 120 member A. Lineage: Eukaryota; Metazoa; Chordata; Mammalia; Primates; Hominidae. The transcript has 14 exons. The record is from RefSeq and is a predicted model, not a curated record. Gene Ontology annotation, cellular component: cytoplasm; plasma membrane. Bases 232 to 2622 code for a protein of 796 amino acids.
CUCGGCCUCGCAGCGGCGGCAGCGGCGGCGGCGGCAGGUCCCUCCCCAGACAUGGCCCUGGGAGGCGGCAGCACAUGGCGGCCGCGGCGGCCAUGAGCGCGCCCCCGACCCGCCCCAGUCCCCCCUAGAGGCCGCCGCCCCCGCCCGCCAGCCCGCCCGCGCGCCACGGCCCCACCACCCCCGGCCCCGCCGCCCCCCGCCCGCACCCGCGCCCGCGCCCCCGCCGCCGCCAUGGGCGUGCAGGGCUUCCAGGACUACAUCGAGAAGCACUGCCCGAGCGCCGUGGUGCCGGUGGAGCUGCAGAAGCUGGCCCGGGGCAGCCUGGUGGGCGGCGGGCGGCAGCGGCCCCCGCAGACCCCGCUGCGCCUGCUGGUGGACGCCGACAACUGCCUGCACCGCCUCUACGGCGGCUUCUACACCGACUGGGUCAGCGGCGGCCAGUGGAACCACAUGCUUGGCUACCUGGCGGCGCUGGCCAAGGCCUGCUUCGGCGGCAACAUCGAGCUCUUCGUCUUCUUCAACGGCGCGCUCGAGAAGGCCCGGCUGCACGAGUGGGUCAAGCGGCAGGGCAACGAGCGCCAGACGGCACAGCAGAUCGUCAGCCAUGUCCAGAACAAGGGCACCCCGCCGCCAAAGGUCUGGUUCCUGCCGCCCGUCUGCAUGGCCCACUGCAUCCGCCUGGCGCUCAUCCGCUUCCACGUCAAGGUUGCACAGAGCAUUGAGGAUCACCAUCAGGAAGUGAUUGGUUUCUGCAGAGAGAAUGGUUUCCAUGGCUUGGUUGCGUAUGACUCUGAUUAUGCACUGUGCAACAUCCCCUACUAUUUCAGUGCCCAUGCCCUAAAACUGAGCCGGAACGGGAAAAGUCUCACCACAAGCCAAUAUCUGAUGCAUGAAGUUGCCAAGCAACUGGACCUGAAUCCAAAUCGUUUUCCUAUUUUUGCUGCUCUCUUAGGAAAUCACAUUCUGCCUGAUGAAGAUCUGGCUUCCUUUCACUGGAGUUUACUUGGUCCAGAACAUCCACUAGCCUCACUAAAGGUCCGGGCCCACCAGCUGGUCUUGCCACCUUGCGACGUAGUGAUCAAAGCCGUUGCUGACUAUGUACGCAACAUUCAGGACACCUCUGACUUGGAUGCCAUAGCUAAAGAUGUUUUCCAGCAUUCACAGUCUAGAACAGAUGACAAAGUUAUUCGAUUUAAGAGAGCAAUUGGAUAUUAUUCAGCGACUAGUAAGCCUAUGUCAUUUCAUCCACCACAUUACUUAGCAGCCAGACCCGGUCCGUUUGGAAUGCCUGGGAUGGUGCCGCCGCAUGUUCCUCCUCAGAUGCUCAACAUUCCGCAGACCUCUCUGCAAGCAAAGCCCGUGGCCCCACAGGUGCCCAGCCCAGGGGGCGCCCCGGGCCAGGGUCCAUACCCGUACAGCCUCUCUGAGCCAGCACCUCUCACUUUGGACACGAGCGGGAAGAAUCUGACGGAGCAGAACAGCUACAGCAACAUUCCUCACGAAGGGAAGCACACGCCGCUGUAUGAGCGGUCCUCGCCCAUCAACCCGGCCCAGAGCGGCAGCCCCAACCACGUGGAUUCCGCCUACUUCCCUGGCUCUUCUACAUCGUCAUCUUCCGACAACGACGAGGGCAGCGGAGGGGCGACAAAGCCUUUCCAACUCUACUUGCAAAAAAACUUUGUGUUUCACAAAGAGAAUUCCAUCGUGCUCUGCUCCAGGAUCCUGAGGCAUGGCCAUAUCAGCGGGAACAAGAUUGGCUGGGAGAAGACGGGAAGCCACUCAGAGCCUCAGGCACGAGGAGACCCAGGAGACCAAACAAAGGCAGAAGGCUCGUCCACUGCCUCUUCAGGAAGCCAACUAGCCGAAGGCAAGGGAAGCCAGAUGGGCACUGUCCAGCCAAUCCCGUGCCUCCUGUCGAUGCCCACCAGGAACCACAUGGACAUCACCACACCUCCCCUGCCCCCCGUCGCACCUGAGGUGCUGAGAGUGGCCGAGCACAGGCACAAGAAGGGGCUGAUGUACCCCUACAUCUUCCAUGUCCUGACGAAGGGUGAAAUCAAAAUUGCUGUUUCUAUUGAAGAUGAAGCCAACAAGGACCUGCCUCCGGCCGCUCUGCUCUAUAGGCCAGUUCGUCAGUAUGUUUACGGAGUCCUGUUUAGUUUGGCAGAAAGCAGAAAGAAAACUGAGAGACUUGCUUUUAGAAAGAACAGACUUCCACCAGAAUUUUCACCAGUGAUCAUUAAAGAAUGGGCAGCUUACAAAGGAAAGUCUCCUCAAACCCCGGAACUGGUUGAAGCUCUUGCCUUCAGGGAGUGGACCUGCCCCAACCUGAAGAGGCUGUGGUUGGGUAAGGCGGUAGAGGACAAGAACCGCAGGAUGAGGGCCUUCCUGGCCUGCAUGAGGUCGGACACCCCAGCCAUGCUCAACCCUGCCAACGUGCCCACUCACCUCAUGGUGCUCUGCUGCGUCUUACGGUACAUGGUGCAGUGGCCGGGAGCACGCAUCCUUCGGCGUCAGGAGCUAGAUGCCUUCCUGGCUCAGGCGCUGUCCCCCAAACUCUACGAGCCUGAUCAGCUCCAGGAGCUCAAGAUUAUUACAUCAGUAUUGACAUCCCAGUUCUGAAAAUCAGACCGCCAGGUAUCAGGUAUGCCCACUAAGCCUUAUUCACCAUCAAGUUACUUUUACUCAAAGUUCAUCUUAUAUCCCAUAUCCUUUUCAUUUUUGGAUCAACACAUAGGAUAUAACUUUUGAAAAACAAUCACACUCUAAGCUUUCAUUUUGGUUCUUUUGAGAUCUUAGUGCUUUCAUGGUUUUCUCCUGGUUCUUCAUCUAAAGCCAGACAUUUGUAGAGAUAUGCUCAGAAAGACAUAUGUAUGUAUAGUAAACUUCAGUCUGACUCAUCGAUCCUCUGGGUCUUGCUUGUCUGGAGGUCGACAGUUCCCUUUAAUAAGAGCAGCCUACACCUGUAAGUGCUUCAUUUUCAUGAUUAGUAUAAAUUCUGAGAAAGCUAUAAGGAAAAAUAGCAUUUGUUGGGGGGGAAAGGCAGUUAUUUGCUUUUUUGUUUUUUAAGAUUGAAGAUCCUCUCAGCUAUCAUCAGAUUGAGAAUUGAUAGGAAUGAUCAUUAUUUAAAUGCUACAAAAAUUCCUAUGCAGAGCUGAGGGUUCCAAAAUUCAGUGAUAGAAAAUUAAAUUCUAAAAUUGCCUUUUCAUUUAACCAUUAAAAUUUUUUGCAAUAUCAAAAGCAACAACAGUGCUUUGUUGUAAUACACCAUUCAUAGUUUGUGAUAUAGUCAACUCUUGACUGUUAACUGGUGUGUCUGGGCCUGCUACCCAGUUUGUGGAUUGCCCAGACCCUGUUUCUCUUCUCCCAUUUAUCGUCCACUCUGUGGUUGGCCAUCAGAGGAGGAAAAGAGGAAGGAAAAACCCAGUGGUGACAGUUAGGACUCUUGUUAGCUUUUUCUGAUGGGAGGUUUGGUGGGACAAGACAUUGAAACCAUUAGUUACAAUGAAUUUUUAAGAAUUUCAUCUCAUCCAUGCUUUCUUCGUCUGCCAUGUCCAUGAAUAAUUGAGAGUGUUCCAUGUGGCUCCUUAAAUACCUGUGACAGUGAUUGAUGACCCUCAUUUUUCCUGUUAUAUUUUUUAAGCCCUUCUCCUAGGUUACCAGCAUGAAUGUAAUUAAGGUAAAAUUAGCACUGACCCCUGUGUUUUGAGGAGGGUGGGUAAAGGAUGAGAAGGAACUUUGUACCAUUAUAGUAUUUGUCCAGUUUCUUUCUCCCUUGCCUUGACAUUCCUAUAAUUGCCUUAAAUUCUUUUAACAGUUUCACAUGCCAAGUGCAGAAUAUAAAAGAUGGAAAAUGAAGAGCUUUAAAGACAGUAUUAGGGGCAUGCAACAUGUCUGUGAUACGUGUAAGAAUUAUUUUGCAUAUAGGUAAAUAUGACAAAUUGAAGUAAGAGUCUGUUGCCCAGUAAUCAGAUGUUGGACAAAGUAACUUUACUGGAAUUUGGUUCUUGAGCUAAUCGGUCAGAGAGAUUAACUUCCAUAUUUGUAUUUCUUAUAAAGUCAGAAUUUUUUGUCUGUAUUUCUCUAGUUGAGGAACUUUGGAUGAUAUUGAAUAUUUUAUCUCAAUUGAUAUAAGAGAAUGAAGUUAGAAUGUGAAUAUUGCAGCUAUUUUAUAAUCAAGGGUUCAGAUUUGGGUUCUCCCAAUUACCAGCUCUGUGACCUUGAACCCUCUGUGACCCGUCUGUACAAGGGAGUACUAUUUAGAGGUGCCUGCAUUCUAUGUUGUUUAGAGAUGGCAGUGAGAUAAUGAAAAAAGCAGUGCUUGAUAUAUAUUUCUUAAGUUCCCCAUAAAUAUUAAAUGUUAUUAUUUAUAUAUAACAUUUAGGGAAAGAAAAACACCACAUAAUGUAAGUUUAAAAAAUUUUCAAAGGAAGCAAAUUUACACUGCAGUCAAGAUUUUAUUCAGAUUGUUUAUGCAAGCUCUUAUUCUAAGAACUUUUCUCUAUUAGAUUAAUGCUAAUUGAACCAUUAAUUAUCUUGAAACUAUAAAUAACAUUUAAAAAAUUCUUAAAAGUAUAAUCCUUUAAUGUUAAGGCCAUUUGAUACACACACACACACACACACACACACACACACACACACACACACACACACACACACACACUAGCCUUGCUGCAUUCUUCCUGUCAGCAAAUUUGGAGAUUAAUAGUUUUAACUAGGGCGCUUGUGUGCCGUAUACAUCUGCUGCUGUUUCUUCAGUUUGGCAAUGCAGAUAGCCGUUUGCCGGGUAAAUGGUUUUGGUUACAUUAGUCUUAAAGGUUUGAAUCUGGAUGUGAUUGGCACCAGCCCGUUCCUAAGAAACACCUGCAGGGGCUGGAUGCGGUGGCUCAUGCCUGUAAUCGCAGCACUUUGGGAGGCCGAGGAUCUUCUCAGAUCACAUGAGGCCACGAGUUUGAGACCAGCCUGGCCAACAUGGUGAAAACCUGACUCUACUAAAAGUACAAAAAUCAGCCAGGCAUGGUGGCGCACGUCUGUAAUCCCAGCUACUAAGGAGUCUGAGGCAGGAGAAUUGCUUGAACCUGGGAGGCAGAGGUUGCAGUGAGCCAAGAUUGCACCAUUGCACUCCAGCGUGGAUGACAGAGCGAGACUCUGUUUCAAAGAAAAAAAAAAGAAACACCAUUAGGAUGGUGCUGCAUGUGCUUACACAAAGGGUGUUGGUGGCAUUUUGUGUUUUAACAUUUGGAUAGCCAGGCAAACAACUUUAGAGCAGCAUUUUCUCUCCCUAAUCCUUGACCUGGAUUCUCUGUUCUCUGGUGUAGGGCAGAGAGAGGGGCACGGAGGCCCCUGGGCUAGAAGCAGCGGAGCCCCACCUGACUGGAAGGGAUUUGUGGUCAUAAUUUCUGCAGUGCAAGGGGCCAGGAGAUGGGUGUCCUAUUCAUUCAUGGGCCACACCUGUGCUUGGCUGCUUUCCAACAGGGUUGGCUCCCUCUUUCUGCCUUGAGAAUUCUCCCUUUCUGCAGCUCAGAGGUGGGGGUGGCUGGGGUCUAAAUGAAUCAAGUACAUUUUCUCCAUUUUGUUCUAGUAUGACCUCUCUUCCUCCACUUUGCACAUAAAUAUAAAAAUGCAUCUAAUUCUAUCACCCCAGCCCUACCUGCCCCCAAGGGAACAUUUUUUAGUUCACUUCCCAACAACUGCAUGGGAAAAGGAGGAGCUGGUGAUGUACAAUAGGAUCCAGAGGUAUAAACACCUUUUAUAAAUUGGUGAACAGACUUCUCCAGGUUUUGGAAGGUCAACUGUAUUGUGAAAAUUUAAAAAAAGGUUGGGAAACAGUGUUAGUUGAUAAUAGGAACUGUUAACACAAACAACAAAAACAGCAGAUGAUUGUAAGUUUAUUAGCAUUUGGCACCAGAAUGACCUUUUUCUCUUUAAUGAAAAGCCCCUUUACCUGCCACAUGUAGGCAUUGCUUAGAUUGAUCUCCCAUAAACAUUGCAUUCUUGAAAAGCCACCAAAGUCGGAAGACAAAAGCCAGAGCAGGGCUAAACUUUGAUCCUGGAUAAUCCACAAACUAGGCCUUUCACAUGCAGAUGAUCAAGAGUUGACUGUACUCGUGUUAAUGUUUCUCACUCUGCUUAUCAGACACUAGAAGCGUGGGCUCUACGUAUAGAAGGUAGGCACCCAGCACUUAACACUGAGGGAAGUAAAAGUCUGCACAAAUUCUAGUAGUAUGUAUGGUUCAAGAACCAUAUUUUUGUUGUCUUCUUUCAUUUAUAAGCUAUCCAUUUCUCCAAAAGACAUUUUGACAGUCUUAUUAAUAAGUUGCAAUUAAAAACCUUGACAUAUAAAAUAAUGUGAACAUAAAGUAUAAAUUUAUUUUAGAAUGUAAUUAUACCAAAUAAUCUUUUAAUGUAACUAUUUAAAAAUGCAGAAUCUUAAUAGAGUGUUCAGUUUUGACACUCUUUCUGUUAAUACGUUACCUGUGUGCAGAUCUGAAAUGUGAAGUGUUAUUUUACGAAGAGAUUGUGGAGCCCUGGGCUCUAAGGAGACCACACAUCAUUGCUCAUUUUGUCACACGUCAGCCUUAAGUACAGUGUUACUCUACACUGCGGAACGCUUUAUAAACCCAACCUGAAAUACUUGAGUAUGUUUAUAAAAUAUUCUCUUAAAUUCAAAUGUGUUAAAUCACAUAAGUAUUUCUGUUCAAAUGAGGCCAGUGUUAGGUCAAUAUAAGGUAAUGGUAGGACUACUUAGUGGUGCUGUUUUGUUGAGGAAUAUUCUGUUAACUUUGGAGAGUUUUACUAAGACUUUGAAAGAAUUUAAUACUGUAGUACUCUUAUUCCAUAG